AUGGAUACUGACGUCGUUUUACUUCCACCUGAAGCUCCUUUAACUUCAGAAACAGUUAAAUUUUUACUUCAAUCUGAUAAAGAAAAAUAUACGAUUAUUAGAAAUGAAACUUCUACUUUAACUGCAGAAUGGUGGAGGGCAUUUGGAUAUCCAUCAAAAUUAGGUGAAAAUGGUGAACAUCAACGAACUAAAGGAUUCAUUAGUUGCUUCAAAUUUUUCAACACAUUUAUUUAUAACAGUAGCAGUGGUACCGCACGUUUAAAUCAACAUGGAUUCAAGAAAAACUCGAAAUUAUCUGAUAAAGAAACUGAUAAUAUAAAACAUUUAUCUGCUCAAUGGAUUUGUCACGAUCUUCGUCCAUUUUCUACAAUAGAUGAUAUUGGAUUUCGCAAUCUUGCUCAAGAAUUAAUUCGUAUUGGUAUGUUUUUAUUUGAAUCGACAAGGAAAGGAUAUGAUCUUCUUUUAUAGGACACAAGUAACGCGGCCUAGUAGCCGCUAAACCCUCUACUGAAAGGAUAGUAUUAGAAAGCCACUAUUCAUCCAAAGAGAGAAAAAUGUUAUUUCAGUUGAACGAUCUGAUCAUUUGAUAAUUUGUCAGAAUGUUUUACUUAGACCAAUUUCGCUUCCUGAAAUCUUCUGAGGUUAUAACGCCUAGUCGUUUGUCGGCCUCUCUUCGGUCAACCACUCACCGCUAGCCGUUGGUACCUAAUAAGCGUUU
This is a messenger RNA of Adineta ricciae, 718 nucleotides long. The record is from the annotation of a GenBank genome assembly. NCBI's taxonomy places the organism in Eukaryota, Metazoa, Rotifera, Eurotatoria, Adinetida, Adinetidae.